AAAAUUUUCUGAAAUUUCGAAAUAAAGAAGGAAACCCCGAUGGAAAAAGAUUGAGCUGUUAUUCUUUUUCAUUUCUUUUUGGUUCCAAACAUGCCUCGGUUAAAGGCUUUUAGAAGUUUAUUGCUUACCCUAUCGUUAUCCGCCCGGAUAUAUGGUUAUCCCAUCGUUUCCACCCUAGUGGAAGAGCCAGCGAUACGAUACGGCUCGGCCGAAUUCUACGAAAAGCUCGUCAUAAUCUUUGCUUUGGUGGUUAUCGGCGGUGUCUUUGCAGGUCUUACGCUGGGCCUUAUGGGCCUCGAUGAAACCAAUUUGCAUGUGCUCAUCGAAACAGGCACCCCGGAGGAACAACGCAAUGCCAAGACAGUAUUGGAAUUGCUGUCAAGGGGGAAACAUUGGGUCUUGGUUACCUUGUUGUUGUCCAAUGUCAUUGUCAACGAGACAUUGCCUAUUAUCCUCGACGGAGUUCUCGGAGGUGGUUGGCAAGCUGUCGUGAUCUCCACCGCUCUCAUUGUUAUUUUUGGCGAAGUUAUUCCGCAAUCUAUUUGUGUUCGAUAUGGUUUGGCCAUUGGUGCCAAGACGUCAAAGAUGGUAUUGGCAUUGAUGUAUAUCAUGUACCCCAUUGCAUACCCUACGGCACUGUUGUUGGAUUACUUUUUGGGUGAAUCGCACGGAACAAUCUAUAAACGACCUGGUUUGAAAUCGCUUGUUUGCCUUCAUCAAGCGGUUGAUGCCUCCGAUGCCGAAGCAUUAACGUUGGAUGAGGUGACCAUUAUCGGAGCUGUGUUGGAACUGCGAUCGAAACCUGUAUCACAGAUCAUGACGCCUAUUGAUGAUGUUUUUACGUUAUCUACCGAAAGUAUCCUGGAUGAAGCUUUGGUAGACAAGAUUUUGACGGCUGGUUAUUCUCGCAUUCCUAUCCACACACCCAACGAUAAAAUGAAUUUCGUGGGCAUGUUGUUGACGAAACGAUUGAUCACAUACGAUCCCGAAGAUGCCUUGCCAGCCAAGAAUUUGCCCAUGAGUACACUGCCAGAAACAGGCCCCGAUACCAGUUGCCUUGAUAUUCUCAACUUUUUCCAGGAAGGUCGAAGCCAUAUGGCUUUGGUAUCGAGCGAUCCAGGAGGUGAUUCAGGUGCCUUGGGUGUCAUUACUCUUGAGGAUGUGAUUGAGGAAUUGAUUGGCGAAGAAAUUAUCGAUGAGACGGAUGUUUACGUAGAUGGUACGUAUAGAUUUUCCUUUGGAAUCAACGUGUAGCCUGGUGACCGAACCAUUGGGUUUUUAUAGUGCAUAACAAAGUACGUGUGGUGCGUCGACAAGUGCCGAACCGCAGAGAUAGCCGUCUAAGUCGGAUGUUGACCAUGCGCAAACGAUCUUCCAUGGGAGCCAAAACGAUUGCCAAGCAGAAUUCCAGUGGGGCUUUGCAUAUUGUCAAUCCCGCCGAAAAUCGUCCCGGUCAUGGCAAGGUACUCGAACCUCAUCUGAAAACUUAUGGCGCAGUGACCAUGGCCACUUCUCCGGAUGUUAUGGAACGCACAUCGCUCCUCGGCAACAACAACAACAAGUAAUCUAGAUACCAUGCUCCUCUCAUCGCACAGGUCCUAUGUCCAUGUUUCCACCUGAAAAAUUUACAAUUUCAUAUAACUUAUAUAUACGAAAAUAAAAAGAUUUCCAUUUCUCGCUUCCAGCGCUUUGUAAACAGAAAUAAAGAUGCAACUCAUAUGCUG
Molecule: messenger RNA, 1724 nt
Organism: Radiomyces spectabilis
Lineage: Eukaryota; Fungi; Mucoromycota; Mucoromycetes; Mucorales; Radiomycetaceae
Exons: 9
Coding region: 91-1254 (387 amino acids)
Biological process (GO): magnesium ion homeostasis
Cellular component (GO): intracellular membrane-bounded organelle
Source: RefSeq, a predicted model, not a curated record